Molecule: messenger RNA, 1704 nt
Organism: Cicer arietinum (chickpea)
Lineage: Eukaryota; Viridiplantae; Streptophyta; Magnoliopsida; Fabales; Fabaceae
Source: RefSeq, a predicted model, not a curated record
AUGGCUCGAACCAAACAGUCAGCAUGCAAAAAUGCCUCUCCCUGUACACCACCCUCUUCAUCUUCUUCAUACCAAUCCAUAGAGCGUUCACCCUCUCCACCACCUCGCCCAACACCACCACACACCUCUUCUGCCUCUCCCUCUUCUAACACUAAUCAAGAAGUUCUCAACCUUAUUCCUCUGUCUACCUUUCUUCCACCACUAUACACUCGCCCUACACCAAACUUCGCUCAAGUGCCUCCUCAUCUACGCACUAGAAUCACUCCUCCACAACGCUCCAUGCGAGUCCAAUCUGGAAUUGGUACUUCGAAAUCCAUGAAUCCUAAACCACAUUAUUUCAUCAUUUCAGACUCUGAGAGUGAUGACUCUUCUGAUUCGUGCCCUCCAGUAGCAAAAUCACCAACCCAACCUGAACCACAAAUAAAAACGACGCCCACAGCACCAACACCACCACCACAAAAUCCAUCAACAACCACUAAACCUUCGACACCCUCAAAAUCUGCCUUCUCUUCUGAACGAUCGCACUCAACUCCUCCCCAUCAAAAAUGGAGAUCGAUCAAUGACAUCACUACUCCUCCGCCAGAAUCUUCUCCUCUUCCACAACCUUCUCCACAAAAACAUACCAAACGUUCUUCAUCUCCUCAGUCCGCUUCUACUUCCACAUCUUCUGAUUCUGAACCGUCUCCCCCCGCUAAGAAACCAAAACAGACUACUCCUCCUCUGAUUUCUCCUGCAAAAACAAAACUAUUUCAAGAAAAAUGGGCUCAACGCCCACUACCAACAAAAGGGCCAUCUGUUUUUGGUGACCACUGGUAUUCGGUUUUGGGUCUUAGAAAGACAGAAGUUUUGGCUAAUUUGUAUGAGGAAAACUCCACACGUCAUUUGGCCACCUAUCUUAAGCCUCUUCCCAAGGUAUUUAAUAACAUGUGCCAACAUACCUUGAUUCCACACUGUGGAAGCCAUGAGUAUGUAUCUGAUAAUGAUGCCUUGCUCAUUCAUCAUCUUCUAAACUGCAAGAGAUUGAAUCUACCAUAUGUCAUUCUCCAGCACAUGAUUUGUGCAGCCAACAAAGAUUACAAAAAGAACACUGUGCCUUAUGGCAUGGUCCUGACUAAAAUCUUCAGGCAUUUUGGAGUAUCUCUUGCAUCUGAAAAAUCUCUGAUAAAAAUUUCCAAAUUCUCCACCAAGAAUCUGUCUCAUAUGCGUAAAACCUCUUCUGCUCCAACACCCACUCCUCCAUCCUGUCAUACCUCUCACGAUCAGCAGGAAGACGACCUCCCACAAAUCCUAUUUCAUUCUCAUCACCUCCUACUGAAAACCAGCUCUUCCAUCUUUGGCAUUAGUCAGUUUUUGAACUUUCCCACUACUGAUGGCCCCUCUAAUCCAUCUGUUGGUCCUCUACCCUCUGUAUCAUCCUCUUUUGCUUCUAUUCCAUCCAUCUCUACAAUGCAUAUUCCUUCCAACACCGUUGUUGCUACAACUUCUCAACCCUCCGCUCACCUUCACUCUACUCCCACCUUAGCUACACCCUCCAACUCUGACAUUAUGGCUGCUCUACAGAUCAUCAUGGCAAGACAAGUUCAGCACGAUCAAGAGACUGCUUUACUCAGAACUUGGAUGGCUGAUCACCUUGCUCCCAAGCUGGGAAUUCCACCUCCGCCUCCUCAUCCGAUUCCACCUCCUUCUCAAGUCCCUCAUCCUUGA